AUGGACGAGCACGACGACGCCGCUUACGUCGCGUCGACGAAGCGAGCACCAAUAGACUCGAACUCGCCGCUUCGACUAUCUGGAGCUAUAUCGGCUGAAACCCCCAGAGACGGUGUCAUCGGCCCCCUCGACUUCACCACGUUUCGCAACGUGGUGGAUGGGAAGCUGGUCGAGUCUGGCUCGGGCAAGACUUACAGUACCUCGAAUCCGUCAACCCUUGAGGCCAAUCCCUGCCUGCCGCUCAGCACAGCCCAAGAUGCCGAUAUCGCCGUCGAGUCCACUCGCCGGGCGGCAGACAGUUGGGCCGAGACUCCUUGGUCGGACCGCAAGGAAGCUCUCGAGAACUAUGCUGCUACUUUCGAGGCACUGACCGACCAGUUCGCCAGACCACUGGUGAGGGAGAACGGCAAGCCACUGUUCUGGGCCCGGCUCGAAGUACAGAACUGCGUCAAAUGGAUCCGCGGUUUCUGCAGCCUAUCGAUCCCGGAGAACGUCGUCGAAAGCACAGUCGAGCGUCGUGUCAGAGAGCGCUAUACACCGCUGGGGGUUGCGGUCGGCAUCGUGCCUUGGAAUUUCUCUCUCAUGAUAUCGGUCGACAAAAUUGCCUCUACGGGUUCGGUCUCUACCGGAAGGAAGAUCUUGGAGCGCGCUGCUGGCACCUUCAAACGGGUAACGCUCGAGAUGGGCGGAAACGACCCAGCUAUCGUCUGCGCAGAUGUCGAUAUAGCAGCGAGUCUACCUGCCAUCACGAUCAUCUCGUUCGUCAACUCGGGCCAGAUGUGUAUGGCAGCCAAGCGAAUAUACGUCCACGAGUCUAUCUACGACACGUUCCUCGACGCACCCAUCACCCAUGCCGCUCAGUUUGAACGCGUGAAGGCGCUGCUCGCUGACAUCGAGAGACACAAACUCAAAGUCGCAACUGGCAGUCUCAAGGCCGUUGAUCGAAAGGGCAUGUUUAUUGCCCCGGUCAUUGUCGACAACCCACCGGAGGACUCCCGCGCUCACCCGGGCCAGCGGGGAUCUUUCACGCUCCUGGAAAAGGACAAGAGCGCACCCCAGAACCUGGACAUCGAGAUCCAACAGAGUAUAUGGCGGCAGAGUCUGGUGUGGGCCAAGGUGAUGGAGAAGGAUACCGUCCUCACUCUCACGGCGAAUUGGUAG
This is a messenger RNA of Anthostomella pinea, 1161 nucleotides long. NCBI's taxonomy places the organism in Eukaryota, Fungi, Ascomycota, Sordariomycetes, Xylariales, Xylariaceae. The record is from the annotation of a GenBank genome assembly.